GCGGCACUGAGGCUGGCAAUGUUUUGCUUUCGCUGUAGCGCCCUCCAACUUGAGUAGUUUUCCAUUGGGAUUGCAAAUGAUUGGCGCAGAAUGCAGUGCGACAUCUCAAGCUGUCCUAAGCAGAUGGCGCAGUGAACCGUUUUCCUUACCCGGCUGGCAGCAGAGGAGAGUUGAUGUCAAACAAUUCAAUCCUCAACACACGCAUGUGCACGCAUUGAGGGCAGCUUCAUCCAGACACGUUCGAUGCAUAUUGAAACCCGCAGCAUGGUCACACAGAUUCAUUUUCUAUCAUUGAAGCCUUGCCAUGGAGUGGCGGUAUGGGCGACUCGUAGCACACCAUGGGGAACCUGUUCCGCAAAAUGCGCAUCCUGGGUGGUGGUCGCCUGGGCCUUUUGUUGCGCCUCCUGCGACAUUUGGGCAGCCUUCUGCAUUUCCACCGCAGCAAACACUGGCAUUUUCAGGAUGCCGUGCCGCAGGAAAGCCAGCACGGGAACGACAACUUGACGAAACGUAUUGUUUAGUUGGUAAGGACGGACGGCCCAAACCCUUCUCAAGUGUCAGUCAGAUCAGCGGUGGAGACUAUGAAGGUAUGAUAUCCCGCAUUUUUGAAUGUGGUGGUCCUCGGAUGCUCCUUAAGAUCCAACGUCAAGACCCAAAGGAGCGGCAGCGUUUGGAGACAUGCAGGGAGACUGUUGCGUGCUUUCUGCAAGAAACAGUCUCCGACCACAUUGGGGACGGAAUGAGAUCAAGGGGUGUCGGGGAGGAGGAAGCUGAAGUCGACGCAUUCUACGAUGGUUCUUUCGAGAACUUUGCUGCAAAGAUCCAGGGGCUAAGCGAAGUCAAGGUCAGUGCUACGUGCGCAAACGUUCAGAGAGUGCUUGUGGAAAUCUGUUCCGACAGCCGCUAUGUUGCAAUGAAGCUUUAUCAGAUUGAGAUCCAGAGCUGCCUUGUUGCACGCCAGGGAUUCUUAGCACGUGACGAUGCAGGACAAUUGGAGCCAGUUAAGCUUCAGCCGGAUACCACAGGCUUUGCAAUCGUUUUCAACCGAGCAGCAUUGCAAGUCGAUACAGAAUCGCUGGCUGAUCGACUUGGCCUUCAAAAUGUGUUGGGCUUGCUCAAGAACAAGAUGCUGCACGUUGUCUACUUUCAAUCAGAGGCUGCACUGCCUGCAGCAGUGAAAAUGGCCAGCCAGGCAAUGUCAAAGGCGGAAAUGGCGCUACAACUGGCGCAAGGCAGUGCCGCCCGGCAACGACCCCCAGCAGUGUGGGUCUGUCAGCUGGGAAGCCCUGAGGCUGGCACGGAGCCUGAGACCAUUGGCAGCGCGUUCAAAAUAACUACAAGUGUUUCAGAUGUGGAUGACUUGAAGAAGGCCAUCAAGCAGGAGAACCCAAAUACUGUAUCCUGCGAUGCCUAUCAAAUGGACAUUUACCGCCGGAAGGACGGCGGCUGGGUCAAGGAAGAAAGCAUGUCAGCAAGUCUGCGCGAGACAGAUGAGGCAGACUGCUAUGGAUUCACGAUUCCAGCUGGAGCUGCUGGAGCCGCAUAGUUUGAGGCUACUGCUGGCUGUGGUCACUGUUCUCGGCUGAGGCAAUGCUGGCGCACAACGUUUCACCUCGUACAGUGACAAAAGCAUGCGUUCGCAGGCACAGUUGUUUCGUUGCAGUGCGACUUUGCUUGACUCCUGAAGGGUAAGGCAGGCAAC
Molecule: messenger RNA, 1702 nt
Organism: Effrenium voratum
Lineage: Eukaryota; Dinophyceae; Suessiales; Symbiodiniaceae
Source: the annotation of a GenBank genome assembly